ACAUUCCAACGAGCCAAGAAUUGUUGGAAUCGGAGCACAUAUGAAAAAGUUACGAAGAAAUGUUUGAUGGAUUUGUUACAACUCAUUGGAAGUCCUUUGGAGACACUCGCACGAUUCGAGAAGGACGUAAAGCGAACCGACACCGGGUUCCUGGCGAUAGCAACAGAGGUGGAGGAUGACGGAGAAAAAACCUCGGAACCUCCAGAAAAAAUCAAGGAAUUACUGAAGGAGUUCCAAGACAUUCUUCCUGACAAUCUUCCGAACGAGCUACAGCCAUACCGAACGCAUCAACACGAGAUCAUGGAGGAAUCGGGUUCGAAGCCGACCUUCCGAGCACCAUACCGGCUCAGCCCUGCGGAGCUGACUUACAUGAAAAAACAGAUCGAGUAUCUCCUAGCCAAAGGACUCAUCCGGCCAUCCACUUCGCCAUACGGUGCCCAAGUACUCUUCACAACGAAACCGGAUGGAAGCCUGCGCAUGUGCAUCGACUACCGAGCUCUUAACAAGCAGACCAUCAAGAAUAAAUAUCCGAUACCGCGAAUCGAUGACCUGCUUGACCAGCUUCGGGGAGCUACGGUAUUUUCCAAACUGGAUCUGCGGGCCGGAUACUGGCAGAUACGGAUGGCGGACAACUCUAUCCACAAAACUGCUUUCCGAACUCGGUACGGAUCGAACGAGUAUUUGGUAAUGCCGUUCGGACUCACAAACGCACCGGCAACGUUCCAAGCCGAAAUGAACCAUAUUCUACGACCACUUUUGGACAAAUGCGUGGUGGUGUACCUGGACGACAUACUCAUCUACUCGCGCGACAUGAAGCAGCACGUCGAACACCUGCGACGUGUCUUCGAAAUUCUUCGACGAGAACGAUUCUACGUCAAACUGUCCAAGAGCGAAUUCGCCCUUGAAAGGGUCCAGUUCCUAGGACACAUGGUGAGCGCUCAAGGAAUUCACGUCGACCCCAAGAAAAUCGAGGCCGUACGCACGUGGAAGACACCCGAGAACGUGAAGGAGUUGCAACAGUUCCUAGGCUUUGCUAAUUACUACAACAGGUUCGUGCCACAAUAUGCGAAAAUCGCAGCACGACUCACGAAUCUGCUGAAGAAGAACACGCCCUAUAAAUGGGAACCAAAGCACCAGGAAGCCGUGGAGCAGCUGAAACAAGCACUCACGUCCGCACCAGUACUCAUCUUGCCAGAUCCCGAACGCGACUACGUAAUCGAAGCUGAUGCCAGCGACCAGGCAGUGGGGGCAGUCUUAAUGCAAGACCAGGGGAAUGGACUGCAACCAAUCGCCUACCUCAGCAAGAAACUACACGGAGCAGAACUAAACUACCCGAUACACGACAAAGAGGCCCUUGCCAUCGUCAUCGCCUUUAAAGCGUGGAGAUGUUAUCUGGAAGGACGAAGAACAACCGUCUACACCGACGACUGCAGCCUGAAAUACUUGAAGACACAACCCAAUCUUUCCAGGCGGCAGGUCCGGUGGAUCGACUUCCUCGAGACACACUUCCACUACGACAUCGUGUACAAGCCCGGCCACAAAAACAAAGCAGACACCCUCAGCCGGCCUGCACACGUUGCUGCCAUUCAGAUUGAAGGGAUGAAUCCACUACUCAAGGGACUCUUCACACACGGGUACGCCAUCGACCCCGAAAUUCCCUUGGCAGAAAAGCGACAUCUGCUACAGUGGGACAACCCCAAGUUCACCAGCAAGUUCUGGAAGGAACUUAUGUCUCUUCUCGGGACCAAACUCGCCAUGUCAUCCGCAUACCAUCCGCAGACAGACGGACAGACCGAGCGCCUCAACCAAAUUGUUGAGCAACUCCUCCGAGCAGCCUGCAAGGACGAGAUCUCCAAAUGGGACUUGCACCUGCCCGUACUAGAGUUUGCUUACAACAAUACUACACAUGCCGCUACUGGACAGACGCCGUUCUUCCUCUGCUACGGACGCCACCCACUCACACUACAGAAACCGACAACAUCCGCUACGGUACAACCUGCACAUGAUUUCAUCACAACCAUGCAUCAGCUUUGGGAUCGGACCCAUAAGCGCCUCCUCGACAUUCAGCAGCAACAAAAGCGCCAAGCCGAUCGCCAUCGCAACGACCACACCAUCACGGUGGGAGACCAGGUGCUUCUUGACACCCGCAACCUGGACAUCGGCCAUCUUCCAUCUAAACUUCGACCUCGCUUCUGCGGGCCUUUUCUCGUUGAAGCACAGAUUCACAACGCCUUCCAUGUCCAGCUUCUGAAGCCCUACCGGGAUCCAAACACGAUCUUCGUCGGACGCCAACCGCCGCCGCCGCCGCCCGUCCUCGUCCAGAAUGAACCCGAGUACGAGGUUGAGUCCGUGCUAGCACACCGCCGACGUCGGAAUGGCACAGUGAAGCUUCUCAUCCGUUGGAAGGGUUAUGAUCCUUCUGAGGACAGCUGGGUCCCUGAGUACGACAUGGGUAACGCCCGUCGUCCUCUGCAUGACUACCUUGUCAAGCAGGGUGUUACUUCUACCACCCAGCUUUGAGGGGGGGAAGUGUGAGAGUACGA
This is a messenger RNA of Closterium sp. NIES-67, 2543 nucleotides long. NCBI's taxonomy places the organism in Eukaryota, Viridiplantae, Streptophyta, Zygnematophyceae, Desmidiales, Closteriaceae. The record is from the annotation of a GenBank genome assembly.